AUGGAAUCGCUGAAAGAUUUGGCGAGAAAGAAAGCUUUGAACAUAUUCAGCUCUCUCAUAUUUGUUAUUUGGAUUAUAGCCUGCUGUCUGCUAGGUGGAGGUUUCUUUCUAAUCGAAAUCAGCCAGUCGAAGUCUGACAUCAGCUGUGAUGGAGAAUUCAAAGACAAGGAUGAGAAGGAGCUCAUCCGUGAGGAGUGUUUUGAUAAAUACGAGAAAGAAUACAACAAAUUUACCUUGUAUGGCUUCGUCUUUAUUAAUUGCUUCAUUCUCGCAAUGGUCACUAUUAUUUACUCGCUUUGCCUCCAAUCGAGGGUUGGCGAGCUGGAAAUCCCUAACCAAAAUGUCGAGGAACAGCCCCAGCGAAGUAGAGUUCUUUUUACCGCGUACUGUUGUCAACUAGCCGCCACAAUUGUUCUGGCGGCUGUUUUUAUCAUCGUAUUGCAGAUUUAUGCGAGUACCGAUUUUCCUUCGAAUUUUGAAUGUGAUCCUUUUGAACAAGGUUCCAAUUCCUCGGCGUUUUCAUCUACAAACGGCUCACAGGCAAAAACUGAUAUUUACCCGUGUCGCAAUAGACGAGCAACUAAGAAAUUACGUGGAAGUGUUGCCUUGACUGUUUUCAAUGGAAUCUUGGCCUUUUUCGCAGUUAUUGAACUUGUCUGGAUCUUUUCACGGGCAAGGAACGGUAUGCAGUUCAUGGAUGACCCUCAAUUUUAUGCUGAUCAUUUGAGAUCCAACCGAGAGCAAGAGCAGCGGCCACAACAGAUUGAAGAGGCAGUACUUCCUCCUCUGCUCGACUUCAUUCGUCUUCCUGAGUCCGCUCUUCGAUCCCCGCGAGACUCCGGUCAGGUUGGCGCUGGAUCAUUUCCUGAACAACACCCGGUAAUUGAGUCUAUACCUCUCACGCAAUCAGAAAGAACGCCUGAACAACAACCGGAACUACAAGCGGAAUUGAAACGUUUGAAGGACUGUAUAGAAAUACGCACGGAGCGACUUGAAGAUCUGAAUCAACCUAUUCGACCUCGACCAGGAGAAGGCUCAAAACCUAAAGAUCUGGAGCUCGAUCAAAUUUUUGUAAAGUUGGUAAUCCAUAAACAUAGAGCGAAAUAUGACUUUCCUACAGAUAGACGGGAACAACUCAAAGUAUUCCCAAAACCGAAAUCGAAUCAGUCUGUGUAUGUACCCUGGCAAGAUAUUAUUGAUGGUAACAAAAAUAUUCUUCUUGUUGGACGUCCAGGCAUUGGUAAAACAAUCUUAUCCACUAAGCUGCUUCGAGGGUCUGCAUUCAAUGAGUUCACGCACCAGAAUUUUGAUGCUGCAUUUCUUGUGAAAUUUAGGCACUAUAACUCUAGAGGUGAGGACCUUGAUCUUCGUAAAUUGCUGUCUUGCUCAGAAACAGUAAGUCAAGAUCUGGAUGAUGAGGUCUGGAACUACAUUAUCACUAACCCAACCAAAGUUCUGUUGAUUUUUGAUGGAAUUGACGAGUUUAAUGCCAGGUCAGCGAUCUCCAAUGAUGACUCGCGUUUCAAUGACUCAGAGGAAGAGCAAAUGCCUCUCCAUUGUCUCUACAAAAAAAUAGCCUCUGGAAAACUUCUUAAGGGUGCCACUGUUAUUACCACAUCGCGACCAACUGCUUCCUCAUGUGUUAGACAACUGAGAUUUGACAAAGUAUUGGAAAUUCUUGGCUUUACAUCUGAAGAAAUUGAAGACUAUGUGACGAGGUUUACCAAAGAAGACCAGAAUCCCGAAACCGAAAAGAAAGCAAUAUGGCAACACAUCAGCACCAACAUCAGUCUCUUUGCUUUGUGCUAUGUUCCGGUGAACUGUUUUAUCAUUUGUUCCUGCUUGUCAUGGUUGCGUUCCUGUGGCAAAAGUUUACCUACAAAGCUUACUAAGAUAUACAGUACAGCACUUAAGAUUUUCUACUUCAGACAUAAUGAUAAUUAUCGCAUGAGUGAAGAAGCCCGUGAUCAGCUUUUUUUAAAACCAUUUCACGAGUUACCCACUGAAUGUAAAAAGGAAUUUCAAAGACUAGGAAAAAUUGCUUUUGAUGGAAUUAAAGAAGGGAGACUACUUUUUACUUCAGAAGAAGUUAAAGAACUAGAGGAUUGUGGAUUGCUCCAUCGUUUACCUGACCUGCCUAGCCAGGAGGGACUUGAUGAGGAAAAAGCUCAAUACUGCUUCAUUCACCUUACAUUUCAGGAAUUCCUUGCUGCUAAGCAUGUGGUUGAUACCAAGAAAGAAGCCCAAGAAUUGCAACAAUUUAUCACUGAUCACAUCAAUGAAGAUCCUUGGCAAUUAGUGGUACAAUUUGUGGCUGGAUUAUUAGUUGACUCUGAUAAAGCUAAACAAGAGCAAUUUAGCGAAAUGUUAAUGGAGCUUCUUCCCAUGUCAACUUUUGAAGGGCACGCUAUACUAGGGCUGACAGAUGCAACCACAUCAAUUUAUUGGCCACAUGGCAAAAGUAAAACAGCUUUAGCUGUGACCUUAUGUAAAUGUUUAUACGAGCUAGAGGUAGAGCAGCAACUUUCCAUAAAAGAGAAAACGGAAAAAAAUUCAUUUAAUGCAGUGUGGCUUUGUGGCUGCAAUCUAGCACCUGCAGAUUGUGCAGCAAUUUUACAUUUCCUUAAAAAUUGUAAAGAAAAAUUGGCCUUGUAUUUGCACUAUAACUCCUUGGGUGAUUUAGGUUGCAUGGAAAUUAAAAAAAUGAUUGUUGAAAGUGGGGGUGAUUGCAACCUAAUGGGGUUGGAAUUCGCUCACAACAAUAUGGGAGAAAAAGGAGUAGAAUACCUAUGUGAUGCACUUAAAAUUAAACAUUGUAAUCUCACAGUGCUAUUCUUGGAAAAUAAUGAUGUAGGAGACAAAGGAGCAGAACUCCUGAGUGAUGCAAUUAAAGAUGGAAAUUGUAAACUAACUCAGCUGAACCUAAACCGCAACAACAUUGGAGUAGAAGGAGUAAAACACCUGAGAGAUGCACUCAAAGAUGUAAAUAAUAAUCUCACUGCCUUAUACUUGGCUUAUAACAAUAUAGGAAACAACGGAGUAGAAUACUUGAGUGAUGCACUGAAAGAUGUAAAUUGUAAACUCACUGUGCUAAACCUGACAGGAAUUGAUGUGGAAGACAAAGGAGUAGAACACCUUAGUGAUGCAUUAAAAGAUGUAAAUUGUAAGGUCUCUGUGCUAGGCCUGGAAAAUAACAGCAUAGGAGACAAAGGAGUAGAACACCUGAGUGAUGCACUAAAAGAUGGAAAUUGUAAUCUCACUGAGCUUGGCCUGGGUCAUAAUAAGGUAGAAGACAAAGGAGCAGAACACCUGAGUGGUGCACUUAGAGAUAGAAAUUGUAAUCUUGUGAAGCUAGAACUAAAUUAUAACAACAUAGGAGAAAAGGGAGUAGAACACCUGAGAGAUGCACUGAAAGAUGCAAAUUGUAAACUUGCUGUGUUACACCUGGCUAAGAACAACAUAGGAGAAAAAGGAGCAGAACACCUGAGUGAUGCACUUAAAGAUAUAAAUUGUAAUCUCACUGAGCUUGACCUGACUUAUAAUGAGGUAGGAGACAAAGGAGCAGAACACCUGAGUGAUGCACUUAAAGACAUAAAUUGUAAUCUCACUAAGCUAGAACUAAAUUAUAACAACAUAGGAGAAAAGGGAGUAGAACACUUGAGAGAUGCACUGAAAGAUGCAAAAUGUAAACUUACUUUGUUACACCUGGCUAAGAACAACAUAGGAGAAAAAGAAGCAGAACACCUGAGUGAUGCACUUAAAGAUGUAAAUUGUAAUCUCACUGAGCUUGACCUGAGUUAUAAUGAGGUAGGAGGCAAAGGAGUAGAACACCUGAGUGAUGCACUUAAAGAUGAAAAUUGUAAACUCACUAAGCUAGUACUGGAAGGUAUCAACAUUGGAGACAAAGGAGCAGAACACCUGAGUGAUGCACUUAAAGAUGUAAAAUGUACUCUCACUGUGCUAGAGCUGGCAGGUGACAGCAUUGGAGACAAAGGAGUAGAACACCUGAGUGAUGCACUUAAAGAUGUAAAUUGUAAUCUCACUAAGCUCAGCCUAUGGUCUAAUAAUAUAGGAGAUGAAGGAGCAAAACACCUGGCAGAUGCACUUAAAGAUGCAAAUUGUAAACUCGCUGUGUUAGAUCUGAAUUUGAAUGCAAUAAGCAGUGAAGCAGUGAACUUAAGUGAUGCCUAAAAGGUUGUCAAUUGUAAUGCACUCAUUUGAAACUUAUAGCUGUAGAUAUUGAAAGCUCGACACCUAAAGCGGUCAUUAGAAUAAUUUUGUUUAACCCUUUACACCCUAAGGUCAGUAUGCAUAUUCUCCAUACUGUUCUCAGUACAUUUUUUAAGGUGCUGACAAAGAGAAUUUGUUUCUCAAUCAAGAGCUUCCUCAGUUGGAGAUCAUUUCUUUCAUUCUCAUAACCGUUAUGUGUGAUUCAAGGGUGAUAUUGUAAGGAGAAAUUAGAUGAUACUCACUCUUAGGGGUUGAAGGGUUAAACUGAAUUUAGUUUAAAUAAGCACUAAGCUUAUCUAUAUCUCUGUAUAGUGACAACACCUUUACUAUUUAUGAUUGUAGGAAAUAAAAGAGGAAGAUGUUGGAAACUUUAUGCUUUGUUUCUUGUAAUAAGAAGGAAAAGAUGUCUUUGGGGUUUCUUUUCAUAGGAUGCACAAUUUGAUCAAAUUUAAUCACAAUACAGCAUAGUCAGGUGAAAAUAUUACAUUGUGUAGCAGCAAAGAUGCUGAAAUUAUAAUGAACUGUAGUCAAUGCACCCUAAACCAGCAAAACCUGAACAGACUGUACCCUUUUGGAUUGAACAAAAAAAAAAAAAAUAAGCCAAGGAAUACACAGCUGCUUUGAAAUAAUUCAAUGUAAAAACUUAUGACUUAAGUAGUUUGCAUUUUACUGACUUGUCAUGUAUCGAAAACCACAGUUAGCAUCAUGAAGAACAGAUUAUAAAGAAAACGCCUUGAAGGGAAACAAAUAUUUAUUCGAGAUAUUGGGACAUACCAGUUACUGAUGGUAAAAUCCCAAUAAAAUUAAUGUUUGACAGCCAUUGGGGGAGUUUUUGGUUCUCAAUAGUGAGGAUUGAAGGCAUCACAAAUGACAGGAAGAAGC
This is a messenger RNA of Pocillopora verrucosa, 5112 nucleotides long. The record is from RefSeq and is a predicted model, not a curated record. Lineage: Eukaryota; Metazoa; Cnidaria; Anthozoa; Scleractinia; Pocilloporidae.